AUGUCAGAAGACUAUGCAUUUAAAGAUUACAACCAAUAUUCAAGCCCUCAAUUAGCUGUGAUGAUGAGGAUGUCAAAUGCAUUUCAUAAUGCUCUUAAUAAUGCUAGAAUCCUGACAAACUCGACAAUUUUCAUUGCCGAUUAUGGCUCUUCAGAAUGCUUGAAUUCUCUACUUUUCUUUAAAGAUUCUUUUGCUCCUUUUCGAGAAACCUCCCAGCAGCCUAUUCUUCUUUUCCACAAUGACCUUCCCACAAAUAACUGGACGAAAUCAUUCAAAACAAUUUUAGAACACCAAAAUUCUUAUGUCAACCUCCCUAAUAUUUACUUCUCCUCUAUUGGAAGAAGCUUUUUUAAUCAAAUUUUGCCCGAUAGCUCAGUUCAUAUCGGGUUUUCUUCACUGGCAUUUCACUUUUUGUCUGAAGACCUCUGCGCACCUGAUCAUGCACUAGCUUCCUCAUCAGUUGACCAAGAAUUCAAAGAAAGAAUUGUAAAAUUUGCGCAUGAAGAUCUCAUCAAUCUCUUCCUCUUCCUAUUAAUAAAAAAAUUUUUUGGUUAAUUUUAUACGAGUCUAAAUAUAUUUGUUUAUAUUUCAGAUUGCUUUCUACUGAACCAUUCAAGUGCAAUUUUUAUUAAAUUCUAACAAUUUUUAUGAUAUUUCAAAGAUUAUAUAAUGGGGGUUAGAGCUCAGAUAUAAAGAAUUAGUAGAUCAUGGAGUGCUGCUUAUGCAGUUUGCUGGUGAGAAUAUGGAUAUUGGAGUCUAUUUGCAUGAGGCUAAUGAAAAAGCGUAUGAAAAAGGGAUAAUCAAUAGAGAAGAAAAAAGAAACUUGUCAACUGGAUCUUAUGGAAGAACGACAGAAGAAGUUCAGAGAGCCUUAGAUAUAGAGCGAGAAAAGUUUAAAGUCCUCUACAUUAGCAAAGAAAAAAUUCCUAUGUUCAAUGAGAAAAAUGAAAAAAACAUUGAAGUUUUCUUAGGAUUAUGUAGAGGUUUUUUAGGAUUCAAACUACAAAAAUCUGUUAGAAGAACAGAUGAAGAAAGAAAUCAAAUAUUAAAAUUCUACAUAGACGAAUUGCUCGAUAUUUUUGAAAGAAGAGACCAUCAAUUGUUGACUGAUAUAUACAUUAUUUCUCUUGAAAAAAUUCCAAAAGAAAGAUAA
Molecule: messenger RNA, 1153 nt
Organism: Blepharisma stoltei
Lineage: Eukaryota; Ciliophora; Heterotrichea; Heterotrichida; Blepharismidae
Source: the annotation of a GenBank genome assembly